Messenger RNA from Triticum turgidum subsp. durum (durum wheat), 2247 nucleotides. Lineage: Eukaryota; Viridiplantae; Streptophyta; Magnoliopsida; Poales; Poaceae. The record is from the annotation of a GenBank genome assembly.
AUGGAGCACCAUUUAGGCAAUCUGAGUGAGUUGUGGAAGAGCCCUAGAGGAACAGUGGUUCGUAUUGAGGUGCUUGCAUUGGUGGCCAUUGCCCUCUCCUUCUUUUUUGUGGCUUUUGGGUCCAGCCGCCGCUGGUCCAACCACUGGAUUGUUCAAAAAGGUGUCUUGGUUGCAAAUGCAUUAUCAUUGUCCCUCGGGACAUACAGCAUUGGCUUAAUGCAGUCCUCGUCGGUGAAGAGUGAAAUGUACCCCAUCUGGGCCGUAUCCUUGCUCACCCUCUUCGGCAGCAUUGACUCAAUCAGUGGGUACAACCUUGACCACAACAGCCAGUUCCUGAAGUUGCUAUACCAGCUCUGCCUCUAUUGUGGAUAUGUCCUACUAAUUGGUAUAUCCACCAUCUCCACUGAUGUAGGUAACAUUGCAAUUGGUGUUCUGUGUGCCAUCACUUUCAUUAAGGGCUUUCACAGAUCACUAGCAAGUGUGUUGCCAAGCAGAUUGCGGAAUGUAAACAAAUUGAUUGCUGAUUACAUGGGAGAGAGCCAUUCAAGAAGUCAUGAUGGUGACGUCAUUAUGAGAGAUUACCCUAAGUACGUUGUCGACUGGCCCCUAGACCAUUUCAGAAAAAGAAACAACAUAUUGGAGGGUAAUGAAGUCAUCACUACAAACAAGAUAUGGCUUUGCACCCUCACUUCAUCAGGACGAAGCACCGAUUAUUACAAGGAUGUUUGCCUCUCCUUCUCCCUAUGCCAUUUGUUGCAACGACGUUUCUUCGGGUUUGCAUGUGCUGAGUCCCGCCUUGAUGAGACCGAGGAUUUUGUCAACAAAGGCCUGCUUGUACAAAGGGAUGAUGGCACUGUUGACUAUGAGAGGGCAUUUAACGUCAUCGAGGUUGAGUUGUAUUUUCUCUAUGACAUAUUUUUCACCAACAAUGCCUUCCUUCAUUACUAUGAGUCGAAAGUUGCAACAAUUUGGACAUUUGCCUCAAUCAUUGGCAUAAUAUUUGUGGGAGUUGCGACUAUCAUACCUGGGGCAAGGAGAACACAUAUUUCUGGCGACACUAUUGUUGUGACGACCGCAUCAUAUGACCUUGUCAUCACUCUAGUAAUACUGGUCUCCAUUGUUUUGCUCCAAGUGAUGCAGUUGGUACGGUGUUGGACAUCCAACUGGUCUAAAGUUGCCCUUGUGUGUCAGUCUAUCAAAAAUGGAGACGGGGGCUGCCAAAUGAGGUUUAAAGAAUUUAUGAGCAAGAUUAAUUUUUUCGCCGGCUAUGUCUGGCAACGUAAGCUUGGACAAUAUUCAUUUGUUGAAGCAAUCAGCACAAAAGAGUGUGUGUUGGCCACGUUUGUGAAACGUGCAUUCAAGGAAUGCAUCACUUUUUCAAGGAUAUUUGGGUUGCGGUACAUUGAGCAAGUUUACGAGGAAAUGUUUGGCAGUCCUACAGGCAAUCAUGUUCUGUUGACCACACACGUGAAGGAAGCCAUUGUUGACUCUUAUAUGCGCCUCUGCCUUAUUGACAAUGGUGAUCUAGGUACUUGGUCUUGGACUUGGCCGACAAUUGGUGUCUUUUCGGAGAGGAAAAAUGGACCGAGAACUAUUAUGGCUUGUCACAUUGCGACUUGUUACCUAGAAAUGGGGCAGUCAAAAAACAAGAAGUGGCUUGAUGAGCACCCUGUAGAAGAAGAGAGGGAGAAGCUAGCAGUGUAUUUUGAUGUUGCCACAACGUUGUCCAAGUACUAUGCACACUUGAUUGUCUCCGCGCCACAGUUGCUUCCUCCGAACCCGUUGGAGACAAAAUCUGCUUAUAAUGCAGCCGCACGGGAAGCAAGACAUUUACUACGUGGGGCGAAAGACAAAUAUGAGGCAAUGAAACAUAUGGACUCAACAACAGGGGUGAUUACGAAUGAAGAAGAAUCAGAUUUCUCCAAGGAAGAAUCAGUUUUUCGGAAGGGCAUGGAACUAGGGAGGAGUCUCGAAAACCGGCCUGUGUUUGUUCUAUGGGAGGAGCUGGCAAGAUUCUGGACCAAUAGGUUGCUCUAUGCCGCGCCUUCCGAUAAUGUGAAGGAGCACAUUGAUCAUCUCUCACGGGGUGGUGAGUUCAUCACGCAUCUCUGGGCUCUGCUGUUUCAUGCUGGCAUAGUCAAUGCCGACCAAUUCGAGCAAAAACAGGGGGCAAGAAGAAGGCUGGAUGAAGAAGAAGGCAGCUGGGCCUUUGGAUCUCGAUCGGACAGUGGAGAGCGAUUUGACUAA